AUGAUUUCGCCUCUCAAGCUGUCUGUGGUGAAGUGUUCCUCACUCCUCGAAGAAAUCACGGCUGAUGAUGAUUUAGGGGCAGAAAUUGUUGAUGAUCGUCGAAAAGUAGCGCGUACGAGUAGCGAUGCUCGACAGCGCCGCCUGGACGAUUUUCUCCUUCUGUCAAGCGCUGUCAAAGAACCAAUUGCGUUCUCUGCUCAGAGAUCAAGACCGACGUUCUCUUCCGAACCAGCUGGCAAGUCUACAAGCCAGGAGCGAUUUCAAGAGAGAAAGCGAGAAAGUCCGACCAAGAGAAACGGCGCAGCGCUAGAAGUCCGAGACACUGCCUCAAGGACGAGCAUAGAAGAUAUCCAUGAUCAAAGAAGAUUCCUGUCAACUACUUAA
Molecule: messenger RNA, 384 nt
Organism: Oikopleura dioica
Lineage: Eukaryota; Metazoa; Chordata; Appendicularia; Copelata; Oikopleuridae
Source: the annotation of a GenBank genome assembly